Messenger RNA from Penicillium verrucosum, 1701 nucleotides. RefSeq lists its product as uncharacterized. NCBI's taxonomy places the organism in Eukaryota, Fungi, Ascomycota, Eurotiomycetes, Eurotiales, Aspergillaceae. The record is from RefSeq and is a predicted model, not a curated record. Gene Ontology annotation, molecular function: transmembrane transporter activity. Gene Ontology annotation, biological process: transmembrane transport. Bases 1 to 1701 code for a protein of 566 amino acids. The transcript has 6 exons.
AUGCUGCCACUAAGAGCCUAUGCCCUUAACCUUCGUCCGUUACUAUUAGAAGAUACCCUAGCAACAGUUGUUGCAAAUGUUUCGCUGACUGCAGUCGAUUUCGAUGACGGUAUGCCAGAGUGCGAAUUGGCUUGGAUCGAAAUGCUUUGGGAUACCGGUACUGGUACGGCUGUAACAAUCGUCACAGCUGAUAUCCUCUCGGACGAAUUCAGGACACACUUAUCAGAUCCUAUUCACGACCCCUAUCGGAACGAGAAUAAGGCUCGAUUCCAAGUUAGCUUUAUAUUCGAAUUCUCUAAUACCUUAAUCCAACACGAUACUAUGGCGUUGGUUGUGAACAAAGAAUUUGUUCCAAACAUGCGUUCCGGCAUCAUACUAGGCCAGAGGGCCUGUCUCAAUCGAAUUCAAUAUCGGGCAAUUCCGCGUGCAGUUCUGGAGGCCAAUGGAGAGACUAUCGGAAAAGAGUUCUGGGGGAUCUGGUCAUCGAGAACCAGCUCGGCUCUCACGGGCAUCACAGAUGACCUACAAGGCUUCGAGAAGAGAAGCUGGAUUAUUACUGGAUAUCUGGCCACCUACACAGGCCCGAUAAUUGGCGGUGCUCUUGCACGGGACUCGGCCUGGCGGUGGACCUUUUUCGUCAAUGCACCGUUGUGUGUUAUUGCGAUCGUUGUUAUCAUCGUCGCGAUGCCAAAACACUUUGGCCUUGAUCAGCACACUCCUUCAUUUCGAACACGAGCCUCAUACCGCUCAUUUGCUAAUCUUGAUAUAAUGGGAUCGCUUUUGAUGAUGGCUGGCUCGUUUUUAAUAGUCGCCGUCUUGAAUGAAACCAAUCUGGCGUUCUCAUGGUCCUCGCGGGACGCAAUUGCGCUCCUUGUGCUCACGGGGGUUUCCUGGAUCGCUUUCUUUGCCUGGGAAUGGUAUAUCUCGGGCAUCCCGGGCAAAGACCCCAUAUUUCCUAAGCGUUGGCUUUUUGAUCGUCCAUGGCUGGGAAUACUUAUUUCUUCGUUUGUCAUCGGCGCACCAUACAACGUCGUCCUAGUAUAUGUUCCACAACAAGCCCAGCUUCUGUUAGAUAAGUCACCUUUGGACGCCGGUAUCUAUUUGAUAGGGUAUUCUGCGAUUGCCGCAGUUGCCGCGGCUAUUAUCAAUAUCGCCAGUGCUAGGGGACGCAUCCCGUUUAUUUAUACUCUACUCGUGGGCUGUACCGUUCAUACAGUCGGCAUCGGGCUUCUCUCGACCAUUGCCAAUUCUAGGGGCUUCCACGCAACCGAUAUUGGAUAUCUAGUCAUUGCUGGGACAGGAAUGGGUCUGACAAUGGGUGUCCUGGUGCUAUCCACGCCAUAUAUAGUCGAGGACAGGGACCUGGCCAUUGCCACUGGUACCGUGGUCCAGAUCCGUUUUCUUGGCGGUGCUAUCGGUCUUGCCAUUGCAUCUAACAUAUUAAAUGGCCGUCUAUCGAAGCGUUUGCACGGUCUUAUGACGUCGCACGAACUGCACUUAUUCCUUGAGAAUGUGAAAUCGAUAAAAAGCCUAUCUCCCCAUCUACAGGAUGAGGCGAAGAGUGUUCUAGCUAGUAGUUUCAAUACGCAGCUACUUGUUAUGAUCGGAUUUGCGGCUGCUCAGCUACCGGCGACUCUACUACUGCUAAAGGCAGGCCGGCAGCUUGCGGCCAACAAACACUCGGGUACGAAUUCAGGAUAA